This is a messenger RNA of Penicillium salamii, 492 nucleotides long. Lineage: Eukaryota; Fungi; Ascomycota; Eurotiomycetes; Eurotiales; Aspergillaceae. The record is from the annotation of a GenBank genome assembly.
AUGCUCACUCUCAACAUCGCCUAUACCGAGCUAGUCAACAGCUCUGAUCACUUGAUCCCAACCCUGUCUCGAGGAAAAGUCUGGAACGGCCUAAAGUCGAAGGCCCGACGCCCUCAAGACUUCAUCCCCUCCUUCGAUGACUCGGGAGUCAUCGAAGAGCGAGAUAAUGGUUCCUACAUCGUGAGGGAGGCACAUGUUGGGGCUAAUCUCAGCGAAUCUCCUAUGGCUGGAAAAUGGACCAGGGAGGAAUGCAGAUUGCAUGAGCCGGCUUACUUCACACUACCUGGAGGGUCGAUAAUUCAGAAUAUCCUUUCCGAAGGACCUGAUCAAGCUCUGUAUCUCACGUUUACGUAUGAAUGGAAGUUACCUGAUAUCGAGCCUGGGACAAAAGAGGCAAAAAGGGCAUGGCAUGACCACAUGAAAAUUGCGAUAUCCUCGGUUCAAGGAACAAUCAAAGCCUUGAGAACUAUGACAGAAGUGAAGAAAGUGUGA